Suillus discolor is the source of this 1799-nucleotide messenger RNA. Its product is annotated as MFS general substrate transporter. Gene Ontology annotation, biological process: transmembrane transport. Gene Ontology annotation, cellular component: membrane. Lineage: Eukaryota; Fungi; Basidiomycota; Agaricomycetes; Boletales; Suillaceae. The record is from RefSeq and is a predicted model, not a curated record. The coding region runs from base 120 to 1604 and encodes 494 amino acids. Gene Ontology annotation, molecular function: transmembrane transporter activity. The transcript has 7 exons.
CCUAAACUAUCAAGCACUUCAAGCUGCAGCACAUUGACCGUGACACUCAUUCAUUGUUGGUCCUCUCAUUCAAACAGCCCAUUUCAUGCAACGGAAUAUCAUCCAGUACAUUCUAUAACAUGCCUCUUCCUGUACAGUCGCAGACUCAACGUACUCAUUUGCGUCGAGUUCGGCUCGCCCUCGCUUGCGUGUCCAUUGCUGCCAAUGCACUUUGUGGUGGAAGUGUUUUUACAUUUUCCCUCAUGUCACCUGCUUUGGUCGAUCACUUGAAGUUGACUCAACCUCAACUGACGACCAUAGCCUUAGCCGGGAUGAUGGGCCAAUAUCCCUUCGCAGCCAUGAUAGGCAAGGUUGUCGACAAAUACGGUCCUUGGGCCUGUUCCAUCAUCGCUAGUUGCUUGUUCUUCGCAGGCUUUGGAUUAUUCGCAAAGGAAAUUGCUAACACACCAGAUGAUAUCACUGGACCUUCAUCAUCCACAUUCCAUCAUCUUACCCUCUACUUCUUUAUCGCGGGACUUGGAACUGCCUUCUCAUAUUUCUCUUCCAUAUUUGCUGCCUGUAAGAACUUCCCGGAUUUCAUCGGCAUAGCAUCUGGAACGAGCAUCACCUUGUUCGGCUUAUCGCCGAUGUUUAUAUCAAUACUGGCUUCGAGGUUCUUUUCCCAUCCCGACGAAGGUCUUGAUAUCACGCACUUCUUACAGUUCCUGGCCCUUUUUUGCGGUGCCGUUCAUUUAUUCGGUGCCUUUACUCUCCAUAUUAUACCUCCCCCUGAAGAUCCUCCAAGCGUUGUCUUGGAGGAUCCAGAAGGGUCAGUCCACAUUGACGAGCAAACAGCUCUUCUCCAUGGAAAGCGCGGUCGUACUGCUGAAGUCGAGACUGUUGUCGUUGCUUCCCCCAUCAAGGGUAGUCCGGUAGUUGACCUUGUCAAAGACCGUUAUUUCUGGGCCCUGGCAUUUGUCUUGUUUGUGAUAUUAGGUUCUAGCGAAAUGGUGAUAUCCAACAUUGGCACAAUAGUACUUUCUCUUGCAUCACAAACUUCAAGCACAAUCGGAGCUCCAUCUACUGAUAUGGCAACUGCAACGCAAGUCCGGUUUCUUUCUAUUGCCAACACACUCUCUCGGCUGGUUGUCGGACCUUUGGCGGACUUUGUGUCUCCUACAGCCACUGCAUCUGGUACCCAAAGUAUAUCCCGCAAGCGCCAUGUCAGCCGUGUGGCAUUUCUCUUCUUCUCGGUACUGGUACUUGCAUCUACCUAUCUGUGGAUGGUACUCGGCGUAAAGUCACAAGUGGACUUGUGGGCUCUUAGUAUCGGCGCUGGGGUCGCUUACGGUUCAGCUUUCACAAUCUUACCGAGUCUGGUGUCGUCUGCGUGGGGUAUAGACGACCUCGGACGCAACUUCGGCAUUCUAACCUACGCUCCUUUUCUCGGUGCUCCUGCGUUCUCAUACUUCUAUGCCUUCAAUGCCGCAAGUCACUCGAGUGAUGGCGCUGUCUGUAAAGGCAUUGAGUGCUGGAGUACGACCUUUUCAUGGUAUACUGCGGUUGCUAUCGUUGCGUGCGGUGUCACUGGAUACCUCUGGCGCAGUUGGAGAGACCAAGUGUAGUCCGCAUUAGUGCGGCAAUGUGUAUUAUGCGAUAUUUCAGAUUUGUCUAGUGUCUCAGCUGUCCAGCGCAGAUAGUCAAAAUACUCUGGUAACAUGGAUUGUACGUGUAAAUUUGUGUAAAGUAGAGUCGAAUUGUUGUUUGUACAACCCUUCACAUGCAGCCUUGUCCCAAAUUUGUUGUUUCGGUGCCAUAGC